GACGCAAAAUUACUAAGCCGUAGAUAAUAUUGUCGAUUACGUAUAUAAGUCAUAAGGUUUCAUCUGUCUGCGUCAGUAAUGCGGCAGCAGUGCAAUAUAUCGUACGUGUUCCUCGCGGCGACUGUUUUAAAACAAUUUGUCACUGAUAAGAAUAAUAACUGAUUCAUUGUCGAAAUUAUCAUAUAGUGCGGUUCCAAAAAGUAAGAUAGUAUUAGUAUGCAUCGUUAUAUUUCUUGAACAAUAGAAAGUAUUAAAACAGAUAUUUCACGAAUUACUUUUUAUGUUUCUCAAGAAGACAAGUUGGGAUACUUAAAAUCUAUGGACUACCUGGCGUAGACAGGCUAUUUUACUAGUUGGAUAAUAAAAUGGCAAAAGUAUAUAAUACAAUUUAUAAAAUCGAUGACAUUAUGAAAUCUUAACAAGAAUUAUCUCCAAAGAAAAGAUAUUACAUAAUUAAUACCUGAAAGAAUCAAGGAAGACGAAACGAAGUUUGACACCAUUUGACAUUAUUCAGUAAACGAUGAUUGUUGGCGUACUACUAUCAUGUGCUGUUACUGCAUUUUUAUAUUAUUACGUUAUUCAUCUUGCAAGAUUCAGGUAUCUUCUCAAUCGUAUUCCGGGACCACGAAUGUUGCCAAUUUUCGGUGAUAUUUUCGAAGUACUACUUAAUCCUUCACAAGAAGCUAUAUGGGACAUUAUUGCGUUACGCGCUAAUAUGUAUCGUGCAAUUUAUAAAGGUUGGUACUUCAUCAUCGGUUGGGUCGUCAUUCUGAAUCCGCACGACAUCCAGACGAUACUGAGCAGUACAAAAUAUAACACGAAAGGUAUCGUGUACAAAUUUCUUCGUCCAUGGUUAAGAGACGGUCUCCUCGUUAGUAAAGGAGCAAAAUGGCAAGAAAGGAGAAAGAUACUAACGCCUGCAUUCCAUUUUAAUAUAAUAAAACAAUUUUUUGAUACUAUGGUCGAGGAAAGCAAUCGUAUGACAAACUCAUUGAAAGAUAUGGAAAAUUCAACUGUUCAGGAUUUACGGUCUUUUAUUAGCUACCAUACUUUGAAUAUAAUAUGUGAGACUUCUAUGGGCACUUCUUUGCGAAACAUGGACGUAGCUGAACAAGAACGCUACCACAAGACAAUCUAUGAUCUCACUGAAAUAUUAAUUUACAAAUAUAUACAUCUGUGGUAUCAUAGCGAUAUAAUAUUCUGGUUCUCAUCAAAAUAUAAAGAACAAGUUAAAUGUUUGAAAAUAUUACACGGUUUUACGGAAAAAAUUAUUGCGGAAAGGAAACAAUAUCAUGAAUCGACGGGAGGACGAUAUCUAAAUUUUGAAAAUGAGAUAGAAGAUAAUGAUAUGAUAGGGAGCCGAAAGAAGCGUCUUGCCAUGUUGGAUCUCAUGAUAGCAGCGUCCAAUAAUAACCAACUGAGCGAUUCGGACAUCAGAGAAGAAGUUGACACAUUCGUGUUUGAAGGUCAUGAUACCGUAUCAGCGGCUCUGACCUUCGCUAUAUUACUGUUAGCCGAACAUAAGGAUGUGCAGGAUCGUGUUAGAAAUGAAGUCAAUGAUGUAAUGGACGAAAACGGAGGAAAACUUACUAUGACAGCAUUACAGAAUCUGCCCUAUCUAGAGAGGUGUUUGAAGGAAACGAUGAGAUUGUAUCCUAGCGUUUAUUUGAUAACACGAAAGUUACAGGAAGACGUAAUGCUACAAUCAUAUCUGGUGCCUGCUGGAGCAGACGUGGUUAUUGACAUUAUACAUCUUCACAAAAAUCCUGAUUUCUGGCCAAAUCCAGAGGUAUUCGAUCCAGAUAGAUUUUUGCCAGAGCAUGUACAAGAGCGUCAUCCUUUCGCUUAUAUACCGUUUAGCGCUGGUUCGCGGAACUGCAUAGGUCAACGAUUCGCCAUGAUGGAGCUGAAAACUGUAAUUGGUAUCUUGGUGCACAACUUUUACUUGGAGCCCAUCGAUCACUUGAAAGACGUUCGAUUUUUAAUGGAUAUAAUUAUUCACCCGAAACAACCGAUGCGCGUAAAAUUCGUCCCAAUCGAAGAUGCUCAGGUGUUAUAAGGGAAUACAAUUUAUAUCGGUGUGAAAUCCUUAUACAUGAUGAGAAAUGACGAAUUUAUUAAACGAGCAUUAUUGCAUUACUUUAUCAUUA
This is a messenger RNA of Ooceraea biroi (clonal raider ant), 2150 nucleotides long. Its product is annotated as cytochrome P450 4C1. The record is from RefSeq and is a predicted model, not a curated record. NCBI's taxonomy places the organism in Eukaryota, Metazoa, Arthropoda, Insecta, Hymenoptera, Formicidae. Gene Ontology annotation, molecular function: oxidoreductase activity, acting on paired donors, with incorporation or reduction of molecular oxygen; monooxygenase activity; heme binding.